CAAUACUUGUAAUAUUUACUCUGUACAAUCAUGAGGUUUCAGAUGAUCAACCAAACAAACCGUGCGAAGUAGCCGCAAUCGUUGUUCAUUUUCAGAGACCCUGUUGAUAACCCAAGACGGAGUAUUUCCUGCGCCGACUCACCUUGUAUUCGAUUGCUCGCUCAAAAAGCGAAGGAAAUGGCAGAACAGAAGCGAUCGGAGGCCGAGCAGUUCGAGCGGUUGAGCUCAUACCCUUUCUGUUCGGACCCUGAAUUUGCAGUUGGGCUUUCAAUCAUACUAGGGCAUCCAGAAAUCCCUGCAUCGGAAGCGGAAAUGAAUCGCAAUGAUGACCUUGUACUACAGGCUAAGUGCUUCUAUUUCUCAAGGAAAAAGAAUAUCACGCCGCCACUCAAUCUCGCAAACUACAAAGCUUGGUUGAUAUCUGUACCAACCGGGCAUUCCCCUGUUCCAUUUGCAGAACAAUCCAACACCUCGACAACAAUGUUUCCCCCCGAAAGUCACACGGAGUACAUACCAAAAUCCGGAGAGGAGCCUGAUUAUCCUUCUUCUUUCGCAAAUAUAGUCGAGCUCAUCACGACCGGUCAACCGAUUCCCGGAAUUCAGCCAAUACCAGAUACGGUCUUGGCGGGCUAUGACACGCCAAGUACGAAGUCAAAUAGACGAAAACCGUGGGAAGCAAGUAGGGAAGGAUCGGCCCACUAAAGACCCUUAGGUCGACAGUCGAGACCGAGCACGAUAUCCUGCACUUUUAAGGGAUAACAUCCUUGAAACCAAUGAAUGGCAGGUACGAUACUUCAAUUCACAAUUUAAGAAUAUCAACUCUCGCUCUCACUUUCGUAAACCAAGCUCCUGACCUGCAUAACUCACACUUGAUAAUUUCUCGGUACCCUGAUAAAAUAUUCAGCAACUUCAUAAAAAAUUAUAGUUCCCGUCUCCUAUCAUUUCCCUCACGCCGAAAUCCUUAAGUCCUUGGCCCUUUGUAGUCUGUGAAAGGGUUUCUUUUUUUUUAAUUUCCUUUGUUGCAGGAAAAAAAUGUUCUUUGAAGCGUGA
Molecule: messenger RNA, 1050 nt
Organism: Aspergillus heteromorphus CBS 117.55
Lineage: Eukaryota; Fungi; Ascomycota; Eurotiomycetes; Eurotiales; Aspergillaceae
Product: DUF5572 domain-containing protein
Exons: 3
Coding region: 178-702 (174 amino acids)
Source: RefSeq, a predicted model, not a curated record